Ustilaginoidea virens is the source of this 2574-nucleotide messenger RNA. RefSeq lists its product as uncharacterized. The record is from RefSeq and is a predicted model, not a curated record. Gene Ontology annotation, biological process: actin cortical patch localization. The coding region runs from base 1 to 2574 and encodes 857 amino acids. Gene Ontology annotation, cellular component: plasma membrane. Lineage: Eukaryota; Fungi; Ascomycota; Sordariomycetes; Hypocreales; Clavicipitaceae. The transcript has 3 exons.
AUGGCCGCCGCUCUGCCAUACCUGACGCGGCAACCCGGCAUGAAUAAUCAGUCCACCGUUUCCUUGUCCAACACUCGAGCUUCACUUUCUUCGUUUCCGUCGUCACGGUCGCCCUCACAAAUAUCCCAGAAUUCUCGCCAAGGGAGGUCGCCUCAUCCGCCGCCGACUGACUCUGACCGCACGUCCGAUCCUACAAACAGUUCCAAGUCAAGGACAGAGUCACUAGCUCCAUCUUCGCAGCAUUCGUCCCUUUCGGCGCCGAGACGCGUAAACGUCGACUCGCGGUCUUCAAAGAGGCUGAAAUCGCAGUACCCCAGAGGGACCGGGGAGAAGCAUGUCGAGUACAUUCUUGUGGCGUCGUUUGACAUUGAUCGCGGCCCCGUCAUGGAGCAUCAAUAUCCUCUAGCCAUCACUGGAGACGAAAACAUGCUGGCAGAGCUGAUGCUUCCGGAUCAGGCACAUGCCCGGAAUCAAGACUGGACAAUAUUCUUUCUGCACAAAGACACGAGUCAGGAAGAAGAGGAUGCCGAGAGACGGGCAAAAGAACGAAGGCGGCGGAUACGCAGAAGGAGACGGAACAUGGAAAACGGCAUCAUUACCGAAGAAGAAGAUGGGAAAAAACACGAGCAAGAUGAGGCAGAGGCGGUCGACGAUGGCAGCAAUGGGGGCAGCGACGACGGCGACGGCGAUGAUGAUGAUGACGACGACGACGACGGCGGAGACGACGACGAUGACGACGACGACGACGACAAUGAUUCGACAGACAGUGAACCCGAGGGUGGGGAGGGGCCACCGCUUAUUUACGUGUUAAAUCUCGUCAACACCAAACAUGACAAAGCAGUGAAGCGUGGCGCUGUUGUCAAAGCCAUGGCCAUUUGCACUCGACAUCCGUUUUUGCACAUAUACAAGCCCCUUUUGCUUCUGGCGCUGGAGGAGUACUUCAAGUCUCCUGUACCGGAGACGCUGUCCAUGCUCUACGAUGCGGUAAACGCCAUGGACCUGUCUCUGAUGCCACGCCUCAGCAUCCUGGAGAGACAUCUCUUGCUGGCCAGUGACAGCAGGGAUCUUUUCGUCGAGAAAUUUGAACUGAUGAUCCAGAUGCGCAUAGCCGAAGACAAAGCUGACGGCUCGCUGGAUAGACAUGCGGAUGAUUCCAAGAGCCCGGUCAAGCCCGCCGGAAUAUCCAGGGCGGGGACGAAAGCCCACGUCGAAGGGGGCAGUCAAGCGCUCUACUCGGUCCCGCGGGAUACCCACGAGUUUGAAAGCAAGGUCAUGUACAAGGGAAUCCCGAUCCCCGUCAAGGUGCCCACGGCGGUCAUGCCGGAGACUGUUGGCGACUUUUCGUUGAUCAAGCUUAUCCAGAACUUUUCCGACACGCAUGCCAAGUCGCCGCAGCCGUUCGCCCUCCACCCGCACUUGACCACCAACGGGGCGAAUACGCAUCCGAUCAUUGUGCUGGUGAACGGGCUGCUGACGCAAAAACGAGUCAUCUUCUUGGGCCACAACAUGCCCUCGGGCGAAGUGGCCGAGGCGGUCUUGGCUGCCUGCGCGCUCGCGUCGGGCGGAUUGUUGCGAGGGUUCACCAGGCACGCGUUCCCCUACACGGACCUCACCAAGAUUGACGACCUCUUGAACGUGCCCGGGUUCAUCGCCGGCGUCACGAAUCCCACAUUUGAGAACCAUCCGGAGUGGUGGGAUGUGCUGUGCGAUCUGCCGAGCGGCCGCGUCAAAAUCAGCACCAAGAUCGAGCCAGCGGUCGUGACGGAGGGGCUCUUGUAUUUCCAGCAGCAGAACCCGACCUUGGCCACCACGGCGAGCGGGCACAUCAACAAUGUCCAGGACCUCACCGGCGACGUGGCCUUCAUGACGGACAUUCUCAAGAGCAUCGCGAUUCGGCACGGCGAACGAGUGAUUCGCGCAAAGUGGAGGGACUGGGUUCUGAAGUUUACCAGGAUAGCCGCCCAGUUCGAGGAGAGCGUGUACGGAGCAAGCGCGCUGUACAUUGGGAGCGAGGACGAAGCCAUGACGCUUCCCGGCGCCGGCGGCCACGGGUACGUCUGGUCCGACGAUGCGGCCAAGAAUAAGGAGCUUGCCGGCAACGUGACCCGGAUCGAGGGAUGGCGAAACACACGCAGCUACUACAGCUAUAUUCAAGAUCUAGCGCAAAUGUACACGAUCCGUCCGCUCAAGGGGCUCGACCUGGGGCACAUGCACGACCGCUUACGGAUGCAGCGGCUGUCGCCCGCGCAGAGCAAAGACAUCUACCUCACGCUCUGCAGACACAUCCACUCGUACGACGAAAUCUGCCUGCUGCUGUCGGUCGCGCCGGAAUCGCACGCAGGUCUGUUCUACCUCGCCCUCGGCCUCUUCCACCAGGACCGCGGGGUACGCGUCAAGACGAGCGAGCUGCUGGGCCGCGUGGCCGAGCACGAGGCAGGGCAGCACUGGUGGAAGAGCCUCAGCCGGUUCGAGAAGCUUGCGUACGAACGGAUCCGCCGCGAGGUGGACGCGGACAUGCGAGCGAGGCUGGAGAAGGAGGGCUUGGGCGCUGGAGCAGAGCGCAGGAUCAGCUAA